Messenger RNA from Jaculus jaculus (lesser Egyptian jerboa), 875 nucleotides. RefSeq names its product complement C1q tumor necrosis factor-related protein 5-like. Gene Ontology annotation, molecular function: protein binding. NCBI's taxonomy places the organism in Eukaryota, Metazoa, Chordata, Mammalia, Rodentia, Dipodidae. The record is from RefSeq and is a predicted model, not a curated record.
UACAAGACGACCCUGGAGUUCGGGUUCCCAGUGCCAGCAUCAUGAGAGGGCUCGUCGCCCUGCUGCUCCUGGGCCUGGCGACUGGCUCGCCCCCACUGGACGACAACAAGAUCCCCAGCAUGUGUCCAGGGCAACCUGGCCUUCCUGGGACACCAGGCCAGCAUGGCAGCCAGGGCCUGCCAGGUCGUGACGGCCGCGAUGGCCCACCCGGAUCUCCAGGCGAGCGAGGCGAGGCCGGGAAGCCUGGAGUGCCGGGGCCGCGUGGGGAGCCCGGGCGGCGGGGAGAGGCGGGCCAAGUGCUCCGUUCCGAGAGCCGGGUGCCUCCGCUCGCCGACGCGCCCCUACCCUUUGAUCGAGUGCUGUUGAACGAGCAGGGACAUUACGAUGCCACCACUGGCAAGUUCACCUGCCAGGUGCCUGGUGCCUACGACUUCGCUGGGCAUGCCACGGUCUACCGGGCCAGUUUGCAGUUCGAUCUGGUCAAAAACGGAGAGUCCAUCGCCUCUUUCUUCCAAUUUUUCGGGGGGUGGCCCAAGCCAGCCUCACUCUAGGGGGGCGCCAUGGUAAGGCUGGAGCCAGAGGACCAGGUGUGGGUGCAGCUGGGCGUGGGGGAUUACAUUGGCAUCUGUGCCAGUGUCAAGACAGACAGCACCUUCUCUGGAUUUCUGGUCUAUUCCGACUGGCACAGCUCCCCAGUCUUCGCUUAGUGCCCACUGGACUACCGAGAGCGGGCUUUUGCUCCCAGAGGUGGACGUAACACUGAUACCACACACCCGGAGGGCGGGUCCCCCCCGGAUAAUUGUGAAUGAGAAACAGGGAAUGGACUGUUUGAGGUCAGGGCGGGCAGCAUGGGGGCAGCGGCUGGACUUCUACCC